AGGGUUAGAGCCAAGUGGCCUGUCUCUAAAGAACUACCCGAUACUUUUUCAUGACACACAUGGUGAAAAUGUACGCCUUUCCCCGGAUAAAAAGCGCGCCACCCGAUACGAAAGCUUCUGCAAGGGGAUAGCAUUUAGCAACCGACCAAUAGCAGUCAAUGAACGAGUGUAUAUAAAAAUUGCCGAAGUUUCGGCAAAUUGGUCCGGGGUUCUUAGAUUUGGAUUUACAUCAAAUGAUCCAGCUACGAUAAAUGCCGCUACCUUACCACGUUACGCAUGCCCCGAUUUAACGAACAAGCCCGGAUAUUGGGCCAAAGCUCUUGGAGAAAGAUACGCAGAAUUGAUUGCUGUUAUAUACUUCUAUGUGACCAGAUCAGGAGAUGUAAUGUAUGGAAUAAAUGGCGAAGAAAAGGGAAUGUUUUUUAAUAAUGUGAAUGUCAGUAAUCCUUUGUGGGCACUCAUCGAUAUCUAUGGCAACUCUAUGACGAUAGAGUUUCUAGAUGGAGAUCAGCUGAACAAUCUGGCGCAGAAUCUUCCAGUGGCAAACCAACCACAGAACCAAGUACAGAACUUACCACACAACCUGGGAGCUAUGAACAUUGGGGGAGGACAACAACCAAUUUUACCCCACAGGGGUCUAUCACGUAGCCACGCAGUGCCUUCUCAACCCCCUCUCCCAACCCAGAGGCCUGGAUUGCUACCACCUCAUGUCUCUCAACAACACAACUCUCAAGCGACUGCUGAUUUUCACUCAACGGGACCCCAAAUUAAGCAUCAUGCAAAUGUACACUUUACGCCAUUGCAAUUUCAUAAUAUGUUCGGGAAAAAUGUACGAAUUUCUCCUGAAAAAACUCAAGCCGCUCGGCUGCCAAAUGAGUACAGUAAUGGCUAUGUGUUUUUGAAUAGGCCUAUAAAGUGUGGUGAAAAGGUUGUGAUACAGCUAUUAGCGCUAGAUAGGGCUUAUGUAGGGGGUAUGGCAUUUGGAUUAACAGCCUGUGACCCUGCAAGCCUUAUAAAUGUUGAAUUACCGGAUGAUUCUGAUUUGCUACUGGAUAGACCGGAAUAUUGGGUCGUCAACAAAGAUGUCUGCCGUGCUCCAGAGAUAGGGGAUGAACUCAGCUUUUCUAUGAGCAAUGAUGGUGAGAUUGUAUAUUGCAAGAAUGGGCAUAAAGUAGCAACAUUGAUGUUUGUGGACAAAACUUUGCCAUUGUGGAUGUUCUUCGAUAUCUAUGGCAACACACAAAAAGUUCGCUUACUAGGUUUGACUGGAAUUAAUUCAACUGCAGGAGCUUUACCACAACCACAGGCCUCUCCCCAGGGCCAACCACAAGCGCCCCCUAGGCGCCCAGCCUCCUCCCCUUCACUAGGAGGAGCUACAAGCAGAAUUGGAGGUGGGCUAACAGUAGCGCUACCCCCACGUAACGACAGACCAGGGACAGUUUCCCUCCCCCCUCCCCCACAGCGCCCCUUACCUCCCAUACCUCCCAGCAGGCCUUUGAGCAUGACCUCAAUGCCUGCACACCCUCCACCCCCCAUCCCCAAGGCAGCUAGUAACCCAUAUGUGCCUGCCGCGAUGGUUAGUUCCCCUGCUGGGAGAAGUACCUCCCCUGCUGUCCCACAAGCCACCACUCCUGAUGUAGCCAAUCAGAACAAGGAAAAUGAAGAAAGUGAGUGUACAAUAUGCUGGGAGCAGCAGGUGAACACUGUGUUGUAUACGUGUGGUCACAUGUGCAUGUGUUACGAAUGUGCAGUUGCACUCAAGGAGAGUGGAGAUGGACUCUGCCCAAUAUGUCGGGCCACCAUCAAGGAUAUUAUCAAAGCCUAUAGAUCCUGAUGUAAAUGCUGUGUAAAUAAAGGUGUGACGAUUCCUGAGAAAUAUUAAGGUGAAUUAAGAUACUGCUAUGUAAUAUAAUAGGCACUGAGAUGCUAUGUAUGUAUAUAUCAAGAAAGCUUAUUCUUAGUCUGUAAUAUUUUCGAAGAAUACAGUAUACUGAUCAUGUUUAUGUACUGGUACACAUGUAUUAAACUCACAUCCUGUAGAAAGAGCACAACAGUAGAUGAGGUGCUGAUAAAAUACAUGUACAUGUAUUUGUAUUUCACCCUACAGAGACAGUGACUGCAGGUUUAAGACAAGAAAGGCAGUUUCUGUAAUUCUGAUCUUAAAAUCACCCCCAAAUGAUUUUAUUGCAGUUGUUGAUUAAAAUGAUACAUUAACAACAUGGCUUAAAAAUCCUUAUGAAGUACUGUAGGUAUGUAGAUUCACUAUUGUGGAAAGUGUUCCCCAUUUGGCGGUUUGUGUUGGUUGGUGUUUGGCAUUUG
Messenger RNA from Owenia fusiformis, 2319 nucleotides. The record is from the annotation of a GenBank genome assembly. Lineage: Eukaryota; Metazoa; Annelida; Polychaeta; Sabellida; Oweniidae.